CCCUUGUAAUAAACCCGCAAAUGCGAACUGGACCGCGUGGAGGAAAAGGGGAAUAGGGUGAUAAAAGCCGAAAGGGUUUCUAAACUGAACUGAGUGGAGAAGAAGGAAAACACGCGAAAAUGGAAGUGGCUAACGCUUCGAAGCAGUCCUCCAAACGCAAACGAACCGACGAAAACGACGUCUUAUUACUUCCUCCGGGUUCCUCCAAUGGCGUCAGCAGCAACCUGGACCUGUCUCUCCUCGAGGCACUGGAAAAAUCUCAACACGCAGUCGAAGUGCUCGACCUAAGGACCCUGAAGCGACUGGUUCUCUCCUUCGAGCGCCGCCUCAAGGAAAACAUCGAGGCCCGCCUCAAGUACCCCAACCAGCCCGAUCGCUUCGCCGACUCCGAGCUCGAACUCCACGAGGAGCUCCACAAGCUCAAGAUCCUCGCCGGUGGCCCCGAGCUCUACCCGGACCUCGUCAGUCUCAACGCCAUUCCCUCCAUUCUCAACCUCCUUGCCCACGACAACACCGAUAUCGCCAUCGACGUCGUCCUAUUGCUCCAGGACUUGACCGAUCCCGACAACGAUGACGACGACGAGAACAACGACGAGCACGCGCGGAUCCUCGUCGACGCGCUUGUCGAGAACAACGUCCUCGAGCUUCUCGUCCAGAAUCUGCACAGGUUGUCCGAUACGGGAGAAGCCGCGGAUCCCGACGAAAUGGCCGCCGUCUACAGCACUCUUGCCACCAUAGAGAACCUGAUUGAGGUGAAACCGCCGGUGGCGGAGUUGGUCUGCGAGAGGACGAAGCUGCUCAAGUGGCUGCUGGGGAGGAUCAAGGUAAGGGAGUUCGAUUCCAACAAGCAGUACGCCUCGGAAAUAUUGGCGAUUCUGUUGCAGAGCAGCACGGCCAACCAGAAGAGAGUGGGGCAGAUGAACGGCGUGGAUGUGGUGCUUCAGGCGGUCGCCAUGUACAAGUCCAAGGACCCCAAGACUUCUGACGAGGAGGAGAUGCUAGAAAACUUGUUCGAUUGUUUGUGUUGUUUGCUGAUGCCGUUGGAAAACAAGGAGAGGUUUGUGAAGGCUGAAGGUGUGGAAUUGAUGAUUAUCAUCAUGAAGCAGAAGAAGUCGGCUUAUGGGUCGGCCAUAAGGGCACUCGAUUUUGCAAUGACCAAGUACCCGCCCGCCUGUGAACGUUUUGUGGAUGUUCUGGGCCUGAAGACUGCGUUUGCUGCUUUUAUGGGUAAGAUACCCAUGAGUAAGAAGAACAAGAAAGAGCGAUACCAAGAGGAGUUAGAAGAGCGCAUUGUGUCACUUAUUGCAUCAUUAUUUGGUGGAAUCUUGAGGGGUUCUAGAAGGGAAAGAUUGUUAAGUAAGUUUGUGGAAAGUGAGUGUGAAAAAAUAGACCGACUUAUGGAACUCUAUAUGAGAUAUUCUGAUAGAGUCAGAACAGAGACUGACCGGCUGGACAGUCUUGAACUUGAUGAUUUAGAGAUGAAUGAAGAAGAGAAGUACAAUCGGAGGCUAGAGUCUGGACUUUAUACCCUUCAGUUAAUUGCCGUAAUCCUGGGUCAUCUUUGGUGCUCUGAGCACCCUCAAAUGAGAGCCAGAAUUGAAUUACUACUAAAGCAGCAAAAGCUUGCUCGGAAGGAUGUCAAGGAUAUACUUCAGGAAUUUCAUGACAAUAUUGGUGAUUUGGAUGGACCAGAAGAGAAAGAUCGUGCACAAGGAAAGAUUCAAAGGUUUAUUUCAGCCUUUUGAUUUCUUAGGUUGUAGACUAAACUUGUUCCAAACUGAAGGUAGUUCCGCUGAAGGUAAUGAGACUAUGAGAGACAUGUUUGUUUCAUAGUAAAAUGUUCCACCGUUUACAUUCAAAGUAAUCUUUUUAUGAACUUCCAUUCUUUGGAGCUAA
Molecule: messenger RNA, 1896 nt
Organism: Juglans microcarpa x Juglans regia
Lineage: Eukaryota; Viridiplantae; Streptophyta; Magnoliopsida; Fagales; Juglandaceae
Product: beta-catenin-like protein 1
Exons: 8
Coding region: 120-1745 (541 amino acids)
Cellular component (GO): spliceosomal complex
Source: RefSeq, a predicted model, not a curated record